AAUCACCAACCCGAAGAGAAUCCGGCCCCGUUCGAACUGUUACCGUGUUGUAGUAGACUUGUAGUGUUUAUUAUCCCGCGCGUCCCGCGAGAUUUUUACCUACUAGUUAGUAGUUAGCUACCAUAGGAAGAGAGAGAGAGAGGAGAACUGAAUCUCAAAAUCUCGUUGGCGGCCCCCACCGGCGUUUCACUUUCUCUCUCUAUCUCUCUCGACAGCAAGCAAUCGCCGUCUGGCUUUUGGCCCGCGAGUCCUCCCCACCCUCUCUCCUCUUCCUUUCCUUCUAUCGUUAUAUUCGCUCGCUGGUUGCUUCUCCUUCCCCAUCCCAAUUAACAGUGACCACAAGGUCGCCGGAGGGGAGCGACGGCGGAAGGAUAAGUUUUCGGGGCGGAUUCUAUCCCAGCCGUCGGAAUCGUAGUUUGGCGGAGAGCUGAUUUUCCCCGGUAUCAGCUGAAUCCGCCGUUCGCUGGUCUUUUUUUGUAUCUUUCAGUUGAAGAUAUUCCAUCAAGUUCCCCGGCCAAAGCAGGAGUUGCAGAGGAAAAGUCGGGUGCUUUUGAUGGUUCCCUGUAAGACCUUCGCGAAUCCUGUUGGUGCAUGGUAUACCUAGUCUGGUGGAGGGAGGAAAAUGCUCAGGAAUUGGAAGAAACCCCAUAUCGACCUGAAUUUCAUUUACCAUUUUCGGGGCAUCUAAGGCUGCGGAAGGGUAGUUGAUGGCUUUGCUGUAAGUGGCAACUAUGGAGCAAGUUAUGGAGAAAAAAUAUCCUUUGUGCGCUAAAGAUUACAAGUUGUAUGAAGAGGUUGGGGAAGGGGUCAGUGCCACUGUACAUAGGGCCCUCUGUGUUCCUCUCAAUGAGAUUGUAGCAAUUAAGGUCCUUGAUCUGGAGAAGUGCAACAAUGACCUGGAUGGCAUUCGACGUGAGGUACAGACAAUGAGUUUGAUUGAUCAUCCAAAUGUGCUACGUUCACAUUGCUCAUUUACUGCUGGCCAUAGCCUUUGGGUUGUGAUGCCGUACAUGGCUGGAGGUUCGUGCCUUCAUAUAAUGAAAUCUUCUUAUCCAGAAGGUUUUGAAGAGCCUGUUAUUGCCACAUUAUUGCGGGAGACUCUCAGAGCUCUUGUCUAUCUUCAUUCCCAUGGUUUCAUACAUCGAGAUGUUAAGGCUGGCAACAUUUUAAUUGAUUCUAAUGGUUCGGUUAAGCUAGCCGACUUUGGAGUUUCAGCAUGCAUGUUUGAUACUGGAGAUAGGCAGCGCUCGAGAAAUACUUUUGUAGGAACUCCAUGCUGGAUGGCUCCUGAAGUUAUGCAGCAGUUGCAUGGCUAUGAUUUUAAAGCAGACAUUUGGUCAUUUGGAAUUACAGCUCUUGAACUUGCUCAUGGCCAUGCACCUUUCUCCAAGUACCCACCGAUGAAAGUUUUGCUGAUGACCUUACAGAAUGCUCCUCCAGGUCUGGACUAUGAAAGAGACAAAAGAUUUUCAAAGUCAUUUAAAGAGUUGGUCGCUGCUUGCUUAGUGAAGGAUCCAAAGAAACGCCCCACCUCGGAAAAGCUCUUGAAACACCAUUUUUUCAAACAUGCACGCUCAGUUGACUAUCUUGCCCGUUCCAUUCUUGACGGACUUUCACCAUUAGGAGAACGUUUCAGGAUACUGAAGGCCAAAGAAGCUGAUCUUCUGGUGAACAAGCCUCUAUAUGAGGAUAAAGAGCAUUUAUCUCAGGUUAGAUGGGUCAUGUUGAAAAUAUCAUGUCAUCCUUUCAAUGCAUGCAUCUCUUUGUGUGAUGUUAUUCAAGAGUACAUAAGAGGGAUCAGUGCCUGGAAUUUCAACCUUGAGGAUUUGAAAAACCAGGCUGCUCUUAUACAUGAUGAUGAUGGUAGCAUCGAAGAGAAAGGUAUUAUUGGAAAACAAACUGACAGGCAGGAAAACGAGUUUCUAGAUGGCAAUCCAUCUAUAAAUGCAGCUGACCACAUGACACCUACAAUUAAUGAGGAUGGAAUUGAUGAUCUUCCUGAUUUGGAAAGUUCACUGGAUGUGUUUCCCAUGAAGCCUCUGCAAGCUCUAAAGGGUUGUUUUGACGUUGGUGAGGAUGAUGAGGAUGCCACCACGCCUACUCUUAAAUGUAAUGGUGAAGUAGAAUACGAGCAGCAGGAGCAGAUAUUUAUGAGGCCAACUACAACAGAAAAAGACUUUGAAAGCAAUGGAGUUCAGAAAUAUGGACGGACUAGCUCCUUACCACGCCAUGUCAGUAAUGAGAACAAAAAGGUUUUGAGUGGACCAAUUUUAGCAGAUAGCAGUCAUUCUGAGGCGAGGUCUACAAGUGAGGAAAGCAGGGAUGUCCAAAAGCCAAGGUACCAAUCUGAUCGAAACUAUAGUGGCACUUUACUAUACCGGCAGAAGAGAGAUACCAACAAUAUGUCAUCAGUAGAGGAUGCAGCAGAUGGAGCCAUUGUCCAGCGCAAGGGACGGUUUAAGGUUACUUCUGCUGAUCUCAGUCCUAAGGGUCCCACAAAUUGUUAUUUCAAUCCAGCUGCUUCUCAAGGGUCAACUAGUCCACCAUCAUCCAACCUAACAGCUGCCUCAGUUCUCCCUACACUGCAGUGCAUCUUGCAGCAGAAUGUCAUGCAACGGGACGAAAUCAUGAAACUGAUCAAGUCUGUGGAGCACUCCUCCGCCAAGCAUGGUGAGUCCGUGGAGGCUGCCUCAAAUGACCUUUUGCAGUUAUCUCCGAGGGAAAGGGAGCUACAGGCCCAGGUGUUUGGCCUGCAACAGAGGAUCGCAAGCCUCUUCGACGAAUUGCAGAAGCAAAAGAUGAUGAACAAUCAGCUGGAACGACAAUUGAGUUGUUCAACUAACAAGGAAAGACGAUAACGACUGUCGAUGGUGGCGGCGGCGAUGUUUAUAGCUUUUCGGCAUCAUCCGUGCCUUUCCUCUUCCAGUAGCGAGAUCGGGCGAGUUCGCUUGGGAGGUAUCAUCGGAAGAAGGUGGAAAGGUGAAAAAACAAAGGGUGGAUGGAAUGAUAUUGUAUUUCUAGUGUACCAUAUACAUAUAUAUGAAUUAUGUAAGAUUGGAAAUGGAACAGAAAAGAUGGGAGUGAUGAGAUGGACACCCAAAGAAAAUUUUGAGAUGCCAUAUUUGUAACUUAAAUUGUGUCCCAAGAUAAUGCAAGUAAAGAUUCACUCUGCUUUGGUUUCCUUGGUUUUGGUUGUUUAGCUGUUAAGUCUUGUCUUGUCUCCCACAUGUAUCAUUUGCUGGUUCGUAACUUAUCUUUGGAGAUUCCAUCUUUACAAUCCAAGUGCCAGCCAGCCAUGGUUGGCAGUCUGUGUCUUCCUCUCUUUGUUUCUUCCUUUUUCUUUGGUUUGUUUGUGAUGAUGACAUUAUUCUCAGGCUUUCUAAUUUCUCUGUCCUUAAUGAGUGCAAAACACCAUGAUCUCAUGUUACC
Molecule: messenger RNA, 3429 nt
Organism: Linum tenue
Lineage: Eukaryota; Viridiplantae; Streptophyta; Magnoliopsida; Malpighiales; Linaceae
Source: the annotation of a GenBank genome assembly